This is a messenger RNA of Meloidogyne enterolobii, 468 nucleotides long. The record is from the annotation of a GenBank genome assembly. Lineage: Eukaryota; Metazoa; Nematoda; Chromadorea; Rhabditida; Meloidogynidae.
AUGGAAACGGAAAAAGUAAAAGAAAAUGAAAAAGAAAAUAAUGAAAGAUUAAAAAAACAUUCAAAAUUAAUAAUGCCAAUAUUAACACCAGCAUAUCCACAACAAUCAAGUGCUUUUAAUGUUAAUUAUUCAACAAUGAAAAUAAUUAAACAAACAAUUAUUGAAGGAAUAAGACAAAUCCGUCGCCAAUCAUCCACCAAUUUUAACGAAGGAUUGAAACAAUGGAUUAAAGGAGUUGAUUUUGUUGAUAAAUAUCAUCAUUUUGUAACAAUUAUUUGUGUUGGAAUUGAUAAAAAUAUUGGAGAAGAUUUUUGUAAUUUUGUAAAAAAUCGAAUUAGAGUUGAAUUGGUUUUGUCAUUGGAAGAAUAUCCAAAAUUAGAAUAUUCACAUAUUUCACCAAAUAAAUCAAAAAAAGGAAAAUGUGAAAAAAGAUUAAUUGCUGGGAAAAAAUUUAAAAAAUUUUGGUAA